AGACUAGUGGGGGUUUCAAUUGGAAUUACACCUGCAGAGCCCAAUGACAUGACUCGCGCUUUUCGACUUGGUUUAAACACGCUUUUCUCAUCCAAUUCCCUGUUUCCGGCUAAACCUCAUUCCCAUGGCCGCCGCCGCCACGUUCCGUGAUCGGACGUCAGAAUUCGUGUCUUUGUCGAAUACAUUAAGGAGGGUCGCAGGAAAUGCACUACCUCCGCCCCAAUCGCAGUCCAACGAUCCGAUUUCGGUAUCUCCGGAUCGAUCCGAAUUCAACAAGAAGGCUUCCCGAAUAGGCCUUCACAUCCACCAGACAUCGCAGAAAAUCGACCGUCUAUCCAACCUAACCAAAAGGUCAUCUAUUUUUGAUGAUCGGAGCAAGGAAAAUGAAGAACUAACUGCCUUGAUUAAAAAUGAUAUCACGGGGCUUAAUGUGGCUAUUUCUGAUUUGCAAACCCUCCAAAACAUGGAAAUUGCUGAUGGAAAUUAUUCAGGGGAUAGAGUGGUUCACUUGACUACUGUUUGUGAUGAUCUGAAGAACAGAUUAAUGAAUGUGACUAAGCAUUUCCAGGAUGUCUUGACUACUCGAACAAAGAACAUCAAGGCUCAUGAGAAUCGGAAACAGUUAUUUUCCACAGUUGUCUCAAGAGAGAACCCUUUAAAGGAGCCUCCUAAUAGUGUGACAGAACCACCCCCUUGGUCGAGCUUGGCUGAAAGAAAUCUACAGUCAUCAGUGUCACUAGGAAACGGAAUUCAAAUUGGCAACCAACUAAGACGAAGAAUGGGAACGGAUGGCACUCCAUCCCCUCACAUGGAAGCAUCCAUGUUGCAGCAGGUGGUUCCACAGCAAGAAAGCAUCUCUCGGGGUCGGACGGUUGCUCUUCAAAGUGUGGAAUCGACAAUUUCAGAACUCAGUGGGAUUUUCACACAUUUGGCCACCAUGGUUGCACACCAAGGAGAGCUGGCUAUCAGGAUUGAUGACAACAUGGAUGAGUCACUGGCAAACGUUGAAGGUGCUAGCAACGCAUUGCUGAAAUACUUGAAUCGAAUAUCAUCGAACAGGCAUGGGAUUUAUUUCUCAAGGUGUAUACCAACAUCCUUAAUUACAGUUCCCCAAUAGUACUAUCAAUGUGUAUCAAGUGCAGAAGUUUUGGACAUUGUUACGUGUAAGUGAUGCAUGAGUUGAGGCAUGUGAUUAAUGAAUGGUGUUAUGUAACUUUAAAUUUUUAAAUGAAGGUUUUACUUUGUUCAA
Molecule: messenger RNA, 1249 nt
Organism: Sesamum indicum (sesame)
Lineage: Eukaryota; Viridiplantae; Streptophyta; Magnoliopsida; Lamiales; Pedaliaceae
Gene: SYP31
Product: syntaxin of plants 31
Biological process (GO): vesicle fusion; intracellular protein transport; endoplasmic reticulum to Golgi vesicle-mediated transport
Cellular component (GO): SNARE complex; endomembrane system; Golgi membrane
Molecular function (GO): SNAP receptor activity; SNARE binding
Source: RefSeq, a predicted model, not a curated record